Impatiens glandulifera is the source of this 2397-nucleotide messenger RNA. RefSeq names its product subtilisin-like protease SBT4.6. The coding region runs from base 1 to 2397 and encodes 798 amino acids. Lineage: Eukaryota; Viridiplantae; Streptophyta; Magnoliopsida; Ericales; Balsaminaceae. Gene Ontology annotation, biological process: proteolysis. Gene Ontology annotation, molecular function: serine-type endopeptidase activity. The record is from RefSeq and is a predicted model, not a curated record. The transcript is spliced from 6 exons.
AUGGAGCAUAGGGCUCAACUCUAUAAGGAUUCCGAAGGACAACCGAUUGAUGCAACUGAAUAUCGAAGAGUCAUUGGUUGUCUGCGAUAUCUCCUUCAUACAAGACCAGAUCUUUCUUAUGUUGUUGGUGUUGUCAGUAGAUUCAUGGAGAGGCCAACUGAGAUACAUCACAAGGCAGUGAAGCAGGUGCUUCGAUACCUUCAAGGCACUAUACACUUAGGUCUAGUGUUUCGAAAAGGAGGCGGUGACGAGGAAAUAGUGGGUUACUCUGAUAGUGAUCUCGCAGGUGACCUAGAUGACCGGAAAAGUACGGGGGGCAUGGCGUUCUACAUUAACGAUAGUCUUGUUUCGUGGAACUCCCAGAAACAGAAAACAGUGGCAUUAUCCUCAUGUGAAGCAGAGUUCAUGGCUGCAGCAGCGGCAGCGUGUCAAGCACUUUGGUUGAAAUCAUUGUUGUUUGAACUAAGUGGUUCGAAAUCUAAGGUAGUGAAGCUCUACGUUGACAACAAGUCUGCACUUGCACUCAUGAAAAACCCAGUUUUUCAUGGUCGUAGCAAACACAUCGACACAAAAUAUCAUUUCAUUCGAGAGUGUGUUGAAGGAAGUCAAAUCAAAGUAGAAUUUGUUCGAACGGAUGAACAGAAGGCCGACAUACUUACGAAAGCUUUGCCAGCAUCAAAACUGGUGAUGAUGCGACACCUGAUUGAUAUUCCUACAAAAGGGGUUGUAUCUGUUUUCAAAAGACAACAAUUGCAACUUCAAACCACAAGAUCCUGGGAUUAUAUUGGUUUGUCACUAAAUGUUUCGCGAAAUCCAAUUAUUGAGAGUGAUAUUAUAAUUGGACACUUUGACGGCGGUGUAAUACCAGAGUCACAUAGUUUUUCGGAUCACGGUUUAAGCCAUGUACCUACAAAAUGGAAAGGUGUCUGUGAUGGUGGAAAAGACUUCGUCUGUAACAGAAAGAUAAUUGGAGCGAGGGGCUACGACAUAUAUGAUAAGUCCGCAAGGGAUAAUAAUAAUGGACAUGGAACUCACACGGCCUCUACAGCUGUGGGGAGGGUACUGGAAAACACUAGUUUUUUUGGGAUAGCAAACGGAACUGCUAGAGGAGGAGUCCCAUCGGCAAGGAUUGCUGUGUAUAAAGUGUGUGCAGCCUUUUGUUUUAAUGAUUAUGUGUUGGCUGCCUUUGAUGAUGCAAUUGCAGACAACGUUGACAUCAUUACCAUCUCUCUUAAUAUUAAAGUUAGAAACCUAAAAUUGAGCAGUGAUGCGUUUUCUAUUGGAUCAUUUCAUGCAAUAGAAAAAGGUAUUUUAACUGUACAUAUUGCGGGAAAUAAUGGAAAUUUCGGGUUCGCAACGACAGACAGCUUUGCGCCAUGGGUUUUCACAGUAGCCGCAAAAAGUGUCGGUGCAAGCGGAGUUGUUCUUCGAACAAAUGAAACAUCAGAAUAUGGUCCAAUUGUAGCUCUACCCACUGCGAUAUUGAAUGACUCUGACUUUCUUGAUCUUACAUCUUACCUCAAUUCCAAAACGGUGCACUUGGGACGCAUAACGAAGAGUGAGAUUGUUGAGAAUAAUACUCCUUUAAUCGCUUCUUAUUCGAGCAGAGGACCUAACAGAAUUUUUCCACAAAUUUUGAAGCCAGAUAUAACCGCACCGGGCACAUAUAUUUUAGCGGCAUUUCUUCAAUCAUCGAAUCCUUCAUCCACAUCAGAUUCUAAAACAUUCAAGACUAAUUACACCUUCAUGACUGGAACUUCCAUGGCGUGUCCACAUGUUGCUGGUGUAGUAGCUUAUGUGAAAUCAAAACAUCCUGAUUGGUCUUUUUCCGCCAUCAAAUCUUCACUCAUGACUUCUGCUUGGAAUAUGAAUUCAAAUUACAAUUUGGACAAUGAACUUGGUCACGGAGCAGGGCACGUUGAUCCAGUGAAAGCUCUAAAUUCUGGCCUUGUGUAUGAGACAUCUAUAGACAACUAUUUCAAAAUGUUUUGUAGUCUCGGCUCAGAAGGUGAUAAAUUGAUAAAAAUGCUCAAAGGAAAAAAUAAGUGUACAAAGGGGAUUACAACAUCAUCUCCAAAAGAUCUCAAUUACCCAACAAUGACUACAUCGGUGCAUAAGAACUCGAAUUUCACCGUUACAUUCUUGAGAGUUGUGACAAAUGUUGGAAAUAGUAACUCUACAUAUUACGCCGAAACCGUUACGGGUGAUAGCAUGGUCCAUAUUAGUGUUGAGCCAAGCAUCCUCUCUUUUGUUAAUCUGAAAGAGAAGAAAUCUUUUUUGGUGACCGUUAGUGGAAAGUGGUUAAACCAAAAUCAUAUUUCAUGUUCUUUAACCUGGUCUGACGGUACUCAUAGAGUUAGAAGCCCAAUUCUCUUGUACGAGUCAUCAUUGAUUUGA